GGGGGUCAGAAUACAUGAAUGCAAUUGGUGUCUUCAUUGCUUCACAUUCGUUAUUCCAGCACAGACAACAUGUGUGAGGACUGCGAAUGCCUGAGGCAGAGCUUAAUCAUUACACACACACACACACACCCACGUUUCUCCUUGGAGUACAUAGACAGGCACCCGUCUAUAAAGGCUGCACCCAAUACAGUACAGGUUAAAGAGAGCACAGUCUCUUUCACACACACACAUCACCGAACAAGUCGGACACACACUCUCCUCCUGGGAUAUGAACACCUUCAUUCUCACCUGCCUCCUCUGCCUUGUACUUUACAGUGUUCUUGGCGCUCAGGGAUCUGAAGCCUCAUCCUCCGGAGAGUUAGGGGCCGUGACAGGGACUUCGGCCUCUGGGGAAGGCCUCCAGGUCUUGCUGGGCAAUGCCGAUGAGGACGAUAUUGACCUAGAGGAACUUGCAAGUGAGUUCCUCCGAGAUGACAGAAAGAGAAAAAAAGGCAAAGGCAAGAAGAAGAACAAGCAGAAGAGCAGGAGCACCACUGCAUCCAACCCCGGGCACACGUUCUUUACAUCCACCAUUGAAACCACAGAGGACCCCUGCACCUCCACCCACUUAGGCUACUGCAUUCACGGCUACUGCAAGCGCAUGGAGGGCCUGCGGGAGCCUGUGUGCAUUUGCAUGAAGGGUUACGACGGCGAACGCUGCGGGAUCCAAACUCUGGAGACGAUAAGAAACAAACCAGAACACAUCCACGACAACGUCGAGUGGGUCCAGAUGCCCUUGGUGAUCACCGCCCUGGUUCUGUCCAUCUUAAGCUGCACUGGCGUGCUGCUCAUGGCCUGCACACAUUACAGGUCACAUAAAAACAUUCUGGCGUCCUACCUGGGUAGCUGGUCUGAGCAACAGAAGCUGCAGAAACCUACCAGUGAUGUAAUGGUGUGACGGAACACAUGAAAAGGAGGCAGCCGCAUCUCCUCCAGACGACCAGAAGCUGAAGAUUGAAUAAUUGCUACAUUAGAUGCAGCAUAAACUGUCCACAAUUUAGCACUUAAUUUAUUUAGUGUGAUUAUUUAUCUGUAUGAGUGUUUGUAUGUUGAAUUAUUAUUAUUUCCAUUAUUAUUACAUGAUUGUCUGUAUGUGAGGAUGCUGAGCGUUCAGUUCACAGACAGUUUUAUUUAUUGCACUGCUCUUGUUAUAUAUAUAUAUAUAGGUCAGAGAAACUGUCAUUAUCUAACUGUGGGAAAAGAUGAGGUGACAUUUGAACAAUAAAAUGU
This is a messenger RNA of Doryrhamphus excisus (bluestripe pipefish), 1269 nucleotides long. It is a transcript of the gene areg, whose product is annotated as amphiregulin. Lineage: Eukaryota; Metazoa; Chordata; Actinopteri; Syngnathiformes; Syngnathidae. Gene Ontology annotation, molecular function: growth factor activity; epidermal growth factor receptor binding. The record is from RefSeq and is a predicted model, not a curated record. Gene Ontology annotation, biological process: positive regulation of cell population proliferation; positive regulation of mitotic nuclear division; epidermal growth factor receptor signaling pathway.